Molecule: messenger RNA, 2545 nt
Organism: Plodia interpunctella (Indianmeal moth)
Lineage: Eukaryota; Metazoa; Arthropoda; Insecta; Lepidoptera; Pyralidae
Product: importin subunit alpha-5-like
Exons: 11
Coding region: 148-1680 (510 amino acids)
Biological process (GO): NLS-bearing protein import into nucleus
Cellular component (GO): nucleus; cytoplasm
Molecular function (GO): nuclear import signal receptor activity; protein binding
Source: RefSeq, a predicted model, not a curated record
GUUUCCGGCUGUCAUUCUCCACCCGUUGAGGACUUGAAGUUCAAUUCGAAGUCUUCGGACGAAAUAAAUUAAUUUAAUUCUUUCUACAAAUUUCGUGCUGGUCACGUUUUGUGUAUUAUUUUUAAAUAUUUAACUUAUUUAUUUAAAAUGGCAGACAAUACGCGCACAUCCAGACUGUCGUCGUACAAAAAUGUUGGGCAAGGAACAACCGACCUCCGUCGCAAGCGAGCUGAAGUGAGUGUUGCACUCCGCAAGCAAGCUCGUGAUGAGCAACUGCUGAAAAGGAGAGCAUUGUCGCCGGAAGCUCGAGAUGAGAAAACGGAGGAGAAUGUGUUGACUCCCGCUGAGAUUGUGCAAGGUCUGAGAUCAGCCGACGUAUCAACGCAAACCAUAUCGGCACGGUCGGCGCGCCGCAUGCUGUCCCGGGAACAAAACCCGCCUAUCUCAGUUAUGGUGUCCGCUGGAGUCAUCAAACCUUUGGUCGAUGCUCUAGAUCGCGAAGACUGCGGCGACCUUCAAUUUGAAGCUGCUUGGGCCCUCACCAACAUUGCGUCAGGAACGCAUGAUCACACAAUGGCGGUUGUUGAAGGCGGAGCAAUCCCUAAACUGGUGUACCUUUUAUCCCGGGGCGGAGUCGUGGGGGAACAAAGCGCCUGGGCGCUCGGCAAUAUCGCGGGGGACGGUGCCGCUACCAGGGACGCUGUGUUGCAGGGCGGAGCCCUACCAGCACUAUUGCCUUUGCUAACUACCAAUACACCUUUAACUCAACUGAGGACUGCUGUGUGGACUUACAGCAACCUUUGCAGGAAUAAAAAUCCUCUGGUCAAAUUCGAACUGGUGGCUCCCGCUUUACCUUACAUCUCUGAGCUACUAGAAGUCACAGACCAAGAUGUUUUGGCGGACGCCUGCUGGGCCCUGUCAUAUUUAACAGAUGGUCCGAAUGAAAGGAUCGAAGAGGUACAAACAACCACUUCGCUAUUGAGACGCGUGAUUGCUCUAUUACAACACAAGGCACCCGCUGUUAAAACCCCAGCAUUGAGGGCCGUUGGCAAUAUGUUAACCGGAUCUGACGAACAGACAGACCGUUGUCUAAACGCCGGCUGUCUAGAGCACUUAGUCGUACUGCUGCGUUGCGGGAAACCCUCGCUGAUGAAGGAGGCGGCGUGGGCCGCGUCCAACAUCCUGGCCGGCACACACCACCAGAUACAGAGGGCGCUGGACGCUGACGUGCUGACGCAUCUGUUGCAUGUGCUCAGUGUCGAGGAUGUCAAAUGUCAGAAGGAGGCCGCGUGGGCGAUAACGAACCUGUGCCUGGGCGGGAGCUGCAGCCAGCUGGCGACGCUGGCGCUGGGCGCGACGCAGACGCUGCGCGCGUACUGCGCGCUGCUGGCGGCCGCGGACGCGCGCGCGGCGCUCGUGGUGCUGGACGGGCUGCUGGCGCUGCUGCAGGCGGCGACCAAAAUGGGUUCAGCUGAAGCAUUGUGCCUGAGACUGGAGGAGAUCGGUGCCCUGGACCAGAUCGAGGCUCUGCAGCAACACGAAAACGAACAGGUGUACAAGAAAAGUCUUCACAUACUGGAUACGUAUUUCGCUGAACAGGACGAGAAUAUAGCUCAGCCCACUGAAACCACAGAACAGUACCAGUUUGGUGCUCAGCAAGGGCAGAACAUCAAUUUCUAAAGCUUAUAACACUUAUUUAGGCUACGGUAACCGCUUGCCAAAAGGUGGGCAAGAUACGAAGUACAGGGUAAUUGUUUUGAGCACUGUCUAAACUCUAAUAACGCGGGUCGUAUGCUUGUGCGUCCAGAUUGUGAUUUUUGAAACUAAACUGUGUGUUUUUUUAAAUCAGUAUUGUUUAACUCUAAAUAUUUUUUUAUAUACUCAUGUGGAAUAUGGAUUCGAACCUGAGAACUUACGAUCGUAGGCGUUUUAGUAACCAACGUCGCUUGGAAAUUAUAAUUUCAAGUUUGUCCCUAUCUUCUUGCACACUAGCGCCAUCGCGUUUUCAUAUUGUUUAACUCUAAAUAUUUUUUUAUAUACUCAUGUGGAAUAUGGAUUCGAACCUGAGAACUUACGAUCGUAGGCGUUUUAGUAACCAACGUCGCUUGAAAAGUAUAAUUUCAAGUUUGUCCCUAUCUUCUUGCACACUAGCGCCAUCGCGUUUUCAUAAAUUUAUUUUAAUUCUUAGCGAAAAAAAUAAAAAAUAUAUAUUGCCAAAUUAUACCACACCACAUAAGGAAUUAAUUAUAUUAGAAAGUAUUAUACAAUGUGGUCACAAUUAACUAAACGGAUUUUGUACAUUGCGUAAUAGAAAAAUAUAAAUACUUUAUAAUAUAUUUUUAUUUUGUAUAAUCAUUAGUCAAAAUUUUUUUCGCUUAGAAAUAAAAAUAAAUUAAUAAAAAUGUGAUGGUGACGCUGGUGCGGCUUUAAAUGGUGAAGAAAUAAAAAAAUCAAAACUAUUUCUAAAUUUAGAUAAUAAUAUCUUUGUACAAGUUUCUAGACUGAUUUUUGAUAUUGUGUAUAAUAAAGUUGUUACGUAUAUAAA